Messenger RNA from Diabrotica virgifera virgifera (western corn rootworm), 18357 nucleotides. RefSeq names its product transcription factor E2F2-like. Lineage: Eukaryota; Metazoa; Arthropoda; Insecta; Coleoptera; Chrysomelidae. The transcript is spliced from 7 exons. Gene Ontology annotation, cellular component: RNA polymerase II transcription regulator complex. Bases 605 to 1969 code for a protein of 454 amino acids. The record is from RefSeq and is a predicted model, not a curated record. Gene Ontology annotation, biological process: regulation of transcription by RNA polymerase II. Gene Ontology annotation, molecular function: RNA polymerase II cis-regulatory region sequence-specific DNA binding; protein dimerization activity; DNA-binding transcription factor activity, RNA polymerase II-specific.
AUUUCGUAUUGUGUAUGAUGUGGCUUUGAAAAUUAUAAAUUUACGACAUUCUGGAGGAUCGGAAUGGUUACCGUUGGUCCAGGUAGCAAGGAUAAUUUUCACAGGAUCAUCUGGAAGUGCACCAAAUUGCGCGUGCGUCUCCAAUUCGCGCCAAUGCCGGGUACAGAUGGCAGAUGUUUUGUAACCAUCGAAGUGUACACGGCAGAGUAAAAACUACUCAUAUUUUAUUUAAUUUUUCCGGAUAAAGGGCUGGUCCAAAUUACAUAAAAAUCGCACCACGUCAAAGCCCAGAGUUUGCACAAUAUGAAAAUCGGAAAUUUUAAGUUUUUUAGCUAGCCUCGAUGCCACUGCAGCUAGUCUUUUCCGAUCCGCUCUGCCGUUUACUAGCCUGCUUAGUUGGAAACCAUUUUGUUUCGUUUACGGGAAUAUGUAGUUUUUUUCUUUGUGUUUUCUUAAAAUAAAUUAACCCCUUGUUAAAAUUGAGUGCAGUGCAUAUUUCUAGAAUAGGACCAAAUUUAAAGAUUCAAACUAACUAGCUACACAAAAUAUCUCAAAAUAAAAAUGACCAAGAAAUAAAAAAACCAAAUCCACAAAUCAGAGCACCAUGCCUCGUACAAUCAGGACUAGCGAGAGCCCCCGUGGGGCCUACAGGUCUAUUCCGAUGAGUUCCACUCCCGACAUGACCAUCAUCAAGUCGGAACAGACGCCUAGUCCUCAUCUACUGGAUCAUGGAUAUGGGGCCACUCCCAUCAACCAGAUCAUGUCGUCAGUGGUUCCAUCACAAGCACCGGCUGUAAAAAGGAAACUUAAUCUAGAAUCGUUGCACUACGUUCCACCGUCAGUAGUGCAUAUAGAUAAUGCAUUCAAGGCUCCGCAACCUAAGAAACCUAGGAAACAAAUACCUGCGAAAAAAUACACGAGGUACGACACGUCGUUAAGUUUGUUGACCAAGAAGUUUUCAGAUCUGUUGGAGAGGAGUCCAAAUGGUGUUGUAGAUUUAAAUAAAGCAUCUUUAGAAUUGAAGGUACAAAAAAGGCGAAUAUACGACAUCACGAACGUGCUGGAAGGAAUAGGUAUUUUAGAAAAGAAAUCAAAAAACAACAUUCAGUGGAAGGGAUCACAUGGCCAGAAUAGUCAGUGCGUGGAAUUUAAGAAGCAACUGCAGAAUUUAGACAAUUUCGAAAAUUAUUUAGAUCAGAUGAUAGAGUCGGCGUCGAACGAAUUAAGCAAAUUGACACAUGACAGGUACGGUUACGUGACGUACCAAGACCUCCGCUCCAUUGACUCGUUCCGAAACAAAACAGUAAUGGCGAUCAAAGCGCCACCUAGCACAAAACUUUCCGUGCCUGCCGGACAAGGCGAGAAGUAUACCAUUAAAAUGAGUAGCGAUUCGGGAGAAAUAGAUGUAUACCUAUGUCCCGAGUCUCCGCCUGUCAAACCGAAACCUGAGAAAGUGCCAUGUAUGGAUAUGUUGUUAAGGGACAUCAGUCCGGUAGGUCUCUUUGAUCUGUCUACUCCGCCAGUGCCUCAGUUGGACAGUCCAACGCCUAUUUCUUCACGGUUAUGCAGAAGCUUAACCUUUAAGGAUCCAUUCGAUCCCGGUCCAAGUACAUCGGGUACGCAACAAAGCCUAUUGAACCACCUCCAGCCACAUCAUAACCAUCCACAUCCACACAACCAUCAAUUGGUGUCGUCCCAUGAUUCUCCGAGCCCGUUGGUGAAGGGCGAGAACGAUAUGGUGAAGAGAGAAGUGUUCUUGCACGAUGACGUGGAGGGGCUGAGCCCUAUGGUGGGACGAUUUAACUUUAAUAGUACACAGACUGAACAUAGUAGUAACUUAGGAAUUAUGGAUCCUGUUUUGAGCAGUGAGCUGGUCCUUUUGGAGCCUUUAAUGCAGCCAGAGUACAACUUCAGCUUAGAUGCGACGGAAGGCUUGGCGGACCUCUUCGAUUAUGAUUUCCUUUCUUAAACAUUUUUGCUCACCUAUGUACAAAUCACACGUGACACACCCUGUAGAAAACACGACUAUUUAUUAUCGAGUAUUUAAGAUAUUUGUUCAGUAAUUUGUUUGCCAGUUCCUAGCUAGUUUGUGGAUAUUUGGUAUCAAUUUUACAUCGUACAUAUCCUCAAGACAAAUAUGACAAUUGACAUAUAACAAAUGUCACUUGCUAGUGCAGCCAACUGAGACCAUACAGCAAACUGAAACAAUGGUUAAAUGGCAUCCAAUGAAUUUGUGAGAAGCAAAAAAACUUAAAAUUUAACAAGUGCAACGGUAUAUUUGAUAUUCGUUUUCGCAGGGUUUUAAAAAUAUUUUAACUAGUAUCAGGAACUUUAUUAAAAGAGGUCAAGAUGAAAGAUCAGUAUAAUUUUUUUGCGGCCUAGGAAUUGGCGUGUUCAAAUUUUUUAUUAAAAAAUUAUUGUUAUACACAGUCACAUGAAGUGGCCUUAGAGGGUGUUCCCUGCCGAACACCGUUGAAGUUGAAAAGUUGUUGAAUGUUAUUUUCUUCUCGUUUUGUAUGUUAUAAAGAAUUUGGGACAAUAUUCAUACAGGGUAAUUGUUUCUUGAAAGUAUGACUAAUCAGGUAGUUCGGUAUGUUAUUGUAUUAAAGUUUUGGCGUUAUUCGUUUACGGUAGCUUGAUUUUUCAUUAGUUUUUUGUUAUUUAAGUUUGUGUUUUCCUACAGGGUGUUUGGAAAUAAUUACUUUUAGAAAUAACAACUAGUUGAAUACACAGAGUCCACUAUACAUUUAAAUAACUAUCGCUUUGAGUUCGUUUUUUUAUGCGCGAUAUUAGUGUGACGUCAAGCUGUCAAUUUUUCUUUACUUAUUCGUGGUAAUUCUGUACAGAGUUAAUUUUUAAUUCUUCAAUUAGUUUGAAAUAAAACCAUCGACAAUUCAUACAGACAGGGUACAGAAUCACACAAUCUUAUCUCAGAAAAUAGUCAAUAGUUUAUUCCGUAAUAAGUACACUAGAGGGGGAAGUAGAUAUGUAUAGCUUAUAUAUAGAUCUCCAGCUCUAUAUGACUCUACUCCAUAGAGGAGGACAAUAAAGACGUAGCAUAUAAAUCUUAUGCUUAAUUAUUCUCAAGACCGUUAAAAGAGCUGGAAUGUUUAACUUUGAAAUUAAUUUUAUUUGAUGUUUAUAUUUCCACUUCCGAAAUCAUUCGAGAAGUUCGAAAAGUGGAAAUGGAAAAGUCACGUAAACCUAAUUCUGAAAGAAAAUUGUGGCUUAUUCUCAACAAAAUAUUGUAAAUUGCUAAUAGUUUUCAACUAUUUUCGCAAAAUUCUUAUUAAGGUCUGUUUUUACUUCUACAGUUUGUCAAACCUAGGAACAAGUUUGAAAAUCUUACAAUUGCCAUAACGCCACAUGACGAUUGUAAGAUUUUCAAACUUGCUCUUUCGUUUGUCAAACUGUAUCUUCAACCAUUCCCAAUUUUUUAUCAUGUAUGAAGGUACCUUAACUCCCCUCUGAAGUACCUAUUACGGAAUAAUCUUGCUUGAUUAUUUUGACAAAUGACAGCAUGACAUCACCACUAUCGUGGCAGGUUACACGAUUAUCGCAAUUAUUGGGCUUAAAACCGAUAAGUUUUAAAAAAUUAGCAAAACACGAUUUUUGUGCAAUUUAUUAUAUUUUGACGUGUUUUGUUUAGACUGUUUUAUUAUAGUUCGGGUGAAUACUGUUUUGUUAGUAGAAAAACAAAAUGUUUUUACAGUGAUCAAAUGGGCGUUACCUGAUUAGGAGGGGGACAAAACUACCUGUCAUACCAUCAGCAUGAAGCAAAUUACAUAUUUCAUGUCCUAUACAUGUAUGUAGAAAUCUUGCCUCCUACAGCACAUCAAUCUUUCUAUGAGCAUUAUAAAACCACUUUGUUUUUUCUACUAUUGUUAUUACGACAAAUCUUAUUGUAUUUUGAUGUAGUUAUAAUUCUGUUCCGUAUGAAAUUAAUCUAAUUUGGGAUGUGCUAGACCAGUUUGUUAGUGGAAGAGAGUUUGAGCAAUGUCAUUAAGUAGUACUACUCCUUGGUAUGUUUUUAUUUGGUUUUAAUGUAGACAGAAAAUUUUGUUAAACUGUGAUAUGUGCUGCUUUUGCCUGUUUGGAUUGUUUUGUUUUAUUCUAUACAUUUUCUUUAAUUUCUCCUACCUUUUACAACGUUUUAUGCCCUUCUUGUUUUAUUUGGUACGUCUGCUAAAAUUUUCUUUUGAUCUCUGUUAUUUUGAGUAUAUAAAUUGAUCUUCACUACUAGACUGACUUGUCGUGAAAGUUCCUUUUUAUUUGUUUCUUGUGAUUUGCAAGCGUAACUUUAUUUUUGUAAUUAUUCGAUCUCUUCUUAACGUAUAUAUACUACUUUCGUGGAAAUCUCAGCAAUGUGAGCUGGAUAAUUUAUAUUAAGACACCACGUGGCAUUUGAACUCCUCUGUGUGAUAUUUGAACUACUCGAUGAAACCCGUCAAUGUAAGUGAUCUACACUGGCGACAUCUACGAUGUAAGUUCCAGGGGGCUGUUAUAUUUCCUAAUAUGUGUUUUUCUUGUCGUAGAGUUUUAAAUCAAAUGAAAGAGCUCAACUCAGUCAAUUUUGUUGCUGAUUACUAGUCUGGCAUUUUUUUCGGUGUUUUUUAAGUACAUUAAUGAUUUAAAUUUUGAUGUUGAAUGUUCAACUUAGUCCUUCAUGUGUAUCCUGAUUUAGGUAGGAAUAACUGCUCAGAACUCUCACACACCGUAUUUUUAGCCUUUCGUGUGGGAUACUAAAUACGCACUACAUCUUCCCUCACAGUCUGUUAGUUCUAUUUUUAAAAACUGCUUAAUUUGGAACAGAAUUUUCUUAAAAGUUUUAAGCCUCUCUUUGACUAAACGUUGGUGCCCUUCAGGACUUUUGAAAUACUUUAACUAAGUAUAUUUGAACUAAUGCAUUGCCAUCUACAAACAAUAUUUACACUAUCGAUGUGGGAAGGCUUGGCAAUGUCAGACGGCGAAGAAGAAAACUGCAAAAUGAAGUAGACAAGAAGUCUUUUUUUCUUGUUUCAUCUCUUAUUUAUUUUACUCAUAUAAAAUAUGGUCUAAAAAUCAAAUAUGCUUAGUAACAUUUUUGUAAACCAACAGAAUCUACGUCUGUGGAAGAUUUAUUUACAAUAUGUAUAUUUUUUGUUAAAACGCUGUUUUUGUACAACAGCCCUUGAUAUAUUUAUGUAUAUGUAAGGUGUUGUUAUAAAAUAAUGAGAACGAUGCUCUUCUUCUUCUUAUAUUAGGCCUCUUGGCCUGUUCCUUACCGAUUUUGAGCUUGUACAACGAUGCUCUAAACUAUAGAAAUUAUAGAUAUUUAGGCGAAAUUUGUGUUGAUUAAACCAUUAUUGGACGUGUUUCUUUCACAUCGUUAAAAGCCUGCAAUGUUUAAGUCAAAGUCGUCUUUAAAGAAAGCAUAAAAUAUCACUGGUCAAUAUAUCUGGUCAACAUGGCGGCUACAACAAUCGGUUCCUUACCGAUUUUGAGCUUGUGCAACGAUGCUCUAAACUAUCGAAAUUAUAGAUAUUUAGGCGAAAUUUGUGUUGAAUAAACCAUUAUUGGACGUGUUUCUUUCACAUCGUUAAAAGCCUGCAAUGUUUAAGUCAAAGUUGUCUUUAAAGAAAGCAUAAAAUAUCACUUAGUAUCAUAUCUGGUCAACAUAGCGGUUACUUAAAACACAUUUUUCGAGUUUUUCCUUCAAAAAUUAGAAUUUUCCACAGCUUUGGUACUGUAAAACAUUAUUGGGCGUUUUUCUUUCACAGCGUUAAAAACCUUCAAUGUUUAGGCUAUAUUUGAACAUAUCCGGCCAACAUAGAGGUUAUCUAAACACAUUUUUCAAGAUUUUUCAUUUGAAAAUUAGAAUUUUCCACAGCUUUGGUACCAUAAAACAUUACUAGACGUUUUUCUUUCACAUCCAUAAAAGCCUGCAAUGUUUAUGCCAGACUUAAAGAAUACUUAAAAAAUCACUUAGAACCAUAUCUGGUCAACAUAGCGGUUACUUAAAACACAUAUUUCGAGAGUUUUCCUUUAAAAAGUAGAAUUUUUCACAGCUUUGGUACCAUAAAACAUUAUUGGACGUUUUUCUUUCACAGCGUUAAACGCCUUCAGUGUUUAAGCUAAAUUUGACUUAAAUAAAACAUAAAAAAUCACUUAGUACCAUAUCAGGCCAACAUAGUGGUUGUAACACAUUUUUCGAGAUAUUUCCUUGAAAAUUAGAAUUGUUCGCAGCUUUGGUGUCAUCAGUCUCACUAUUUUGUAGCACACCUCGUAUUGAGAUCGCCAGCGAUUUGUUUUAAAUACUUAAAAUGUUAUCGGACAUUGCAGGACUGACUAUAGCUACGCUGAUCGAGCGUUGCUAGUGAUGUACGGAAAUAUUUUCCAGUGAUGAGACUUCUCUUUUUUAGAAAAGGACAUUUUGAGGUAGUUCGUUUAGUGUGUUGUCUUUUAGGAAAUAAUUGGUGCUACGUCAAAACUUGUUUGGAAAAAGUUUUGAAUUUUUUUGUCUGUUCGAAGUGGACCUAUAGUACGUUUUGAUAUUAUAUUUAGACUGGAUUGCUUGGGAAAUUAUUAUCCAAAUGUUGGUUUUUCAAAAUUAAUUUACAUUUUUCCGUUGAAAUGUUCAUUCCAUUCAUUAUGUAAUUAAAAUAAUAGGUGAAUAUUUUAUCUUAAAUUAAUUUUAGUUAGAAAGCACUCCUUACUUUUUUAUUAAUUUUUAUUGUUUUUGUAAAAUAUUUUUGAUCUAAACAUAAAUUGAAAAUUUAAAAUGUAUUAAGGUAGUGUUUUGACCAUAAAAAGGUACAAAUUAUUUUAAAAACAUUGGCUCGAUUCAAUUCAAUUGGUUGGUUAAUGAUCGUUGCAAGCUACGUCGUGACUUGUAGCAAACAUCACGUUAAAUAUGAACUACUCCCUGAUAGAGAUCACACAUUGUCAUUAACCCUUUUUGGUUAUUUACUGUAGGAUUUAUUUUUUCUUGGCAUCAAAAGUUGUUUGUCAUUUUGCAUCAAAAAUUAAAGUUACCUCCAGAGAUGUACACUCACAGACACACAUCUUGCAUUAUUUUAUUUUGAGUCUGUUUUUGAAGUAUAUUUUUUCAUUUUGUUGCUAAACAAGUUGUGCUGGACUAUUCUAUAUAUUAAGGGGCUAUCCUAGUGUAAAAGUACGAAAUUCAUAUACUUUUUUGGGAAUUUCUAAAAUAAAAAGUAUUGUACCAAUUGUUUUGAAAAUUUGCAUUUAUUAUAAAAAGAAGUACCGGUAAAAGAAUUUUCAUAAAAAAAUAUUGAAAAUUAAACGAUUUAUGCGCCAUCUACUGGCAGCGUAAAAAUAAAAACAUAGCUCCACUGCUGCAGUGAUUGGUACUAAUAGAGAUCCUGAAACAUAAAAUUUCAAAGUUAUUAUUGAAAUAUAAGUUAUUUGCUAUACCACCAACUGGAGGUUUUUUGAUCGGAUAAAAAAUGUCAAUUUGGCGGUUUUUGAAACUGAAAAUGUUUUAGCUAAUUUAAAAAUAAAUUUUCAACACGUCAUUUUUCCAAAUUUUAAUAUUUUUCAAAAAUCCUAGUUGAUGGCAUAGAAAAUAAAAAAUAAAAACCUUAUUUUGUAAAAGGUAUAUGUAUUUAAAAUCCCUAAAGAGGGCUGUAUCACAAAACGUUUUCGGAAUCAAUAUUCCAUCAUCAGUGUUAUCACAGGUUUACAUGCUUUAAGCCACCAAAAUGUACGGGUAAAAACCCUUACAUUGAUUUUACACAGUUGGGGUUACAUUAUGUUAUCUAAUUUUGAAGGAUGUUAAAAAUAUUUCCGGAUUUUCCAACCAAUAUGGUUGAUGUCAUGUGAUGCCAGGGGUUAAUCCGGAAAUAUUUUUAACAUCCUUCAAAAUCAGAUAAUAUAAUGUAACCCCAACUGUUUAAAAUCAAUUUAAGGGUUUUUAUCCGUACAUUUUGGUGGCUUAAAGCAUGUAAACCUGUGAUAACACUGAUGAUGGAAUAUUGAUUCCGAAAACGUUUUGUGAUACAGCCCUUUUUAGGGAUUUUAAAUACAUAUACCUUUUUUUAAAUAAGGUUUUUAUUUUUUGUGAUUUAUGGUAUAUAGCCAGUACAGGAAUUUUUCCUUGUGAUAUUGGUAUAGAAAAUAUUUCAAUAAUCACUUUGAAAUUUUAUGUUUCAGGAUCUCUAUUAAUCCCAAUCACUGCAGCAGUGGGGCCAUGUUUUUAUUUUCACGGUGCCAGUAGAUGGCGCAUAAAUCGUUUAAUUUUCAAUAUAUUUUUUAUGAAAAUUGUUUUACAUGUACCUACUUAUUUAACAAAGUAAUGUUUGUUAGUUUGUGACAUUAAUUUUUCUUCAGCUAUAAAGACUAUGUCUUAUCAGUCUUUUUUUUUUUCUCUAAUAAGUUGUAAUAUACGUCAAACAUUCCAGCAUAACACAUUCAAGAAUGAAAAAAAUACAUAAAAUUUCAAAGAUAAAAAAUAAACAAAAAAUAGUGAUUGAAGAUAAAAUAUGCAAUAUUUUUGUCUGUGUGUAUAUUUUUAGUCAAUAUUGAUUCAAUACAAAUGCCGCCUUUAGUCCGAAAAAAAUUAGCUCUCACUAAAAUGAGUUUUUCUUCAAGAAUGAAAGAACUGGGCUUGCUCAUAUGUUUUGUCAUUUUAUAAAUAUAUAAAAAUAGAAUGCAUGUCUUUUGACUAUUUUUUAUUAUUAAAUAUUUUUAAUUGUACUAAGUAAUAUGUAUUUAUCUCUGGAGUCCGCUAUAUUUAUAAAUUUUGUCUAUUUUCGAUACGAAAUAUUUUAUCUGUAUAUAUAAACAUCUGUAACGAAAAAAAGUAUUACCGCUAACAAUAUGUACAAACAGUUGUAAUUUUUUAUGAAAGAUCUUCAUUUUUGUAAAUUCUUUACAAAAUGUAUACUGAACAAAUUAUAUUUUAGACCAAAACUGCCUUUUAUUUAUUUUGAGCAAGCAAUCCAGACCUUUUAUAUUAUAUUAGGACAUACCUUACGGAAAAAACGAUAGUAUUCUUUUAAAAUUUGGCUUUUAAGUUAAAAAUUAUUGUCGAAAACAAUUUUAUCAUUAAUUACUCUCUUUUUAAUAAAAGAAAUUGAUGAUCUUUGGAGAAAUGAUCUUUCUAACGAAUUAAUUUCCUAACACCAAUAAAAUUGUGGUUAGCAAAGUUAAAACAUUACAUCUGUCCCAUCAAAAGACUUAUCGAAAAUUUCUGUGUUUAUCAAUCUUAUGUUAAAAACAUGUUAUUUAACGUUAAACAUAGGUAGGGGAACCUGGAAGACAUAUUCAUAGGUGUUUCUUUCUUGGGGUUUCUGUUUUUGUAUACUCCAUGUAUUUCGUUUUCCGCUCAUUAAUGUUCAGACCAAGUUUACAGGAUGCACGUUUUAGUUUUUUGCUCAAGCUUUUUGGUUGUAACAAUAUUAUCCGUACAUGCUAAUAUUUGAGCAGAUUGUAUAUACAGGGUGUCCCCGAAAAUAGUGCGUUCCUUUAAGGUAUGGAUAUAAUACACAAUGUAGAACAAAAAAGUCCUAUAGCAUUUUUUCUACAGCUAACCGUUUCCAAAAAAAUUACAUUGUUCGCCAUAUAAGCGAACUUUUAUCAUAAAAUUUAAAAAUUUGGCAUCACUGUACAAGAACUGUUAGUGAUCUAGGUUACUGACACCAUAAAAAUGUAUGUCAGAUAGUUACACCUGCAAAAUAAUUAUGCCACCCCAUCUUUGAAAAUAACAAAACAAGAAUUUGUUUGUUUGUUUAGGAUGAAAACGAGGUUUAAUGUAAAUAGUAAAGGCUAAUGCUGCAACUAUUUUUGAAUUGUGAUUGUUUAUGUUUAGAUUUUUGUAUACAUAUUUGUCAGAUUUCAAUUUGCACACCAAAAUUUAUUUUGGUUUUUUGGCCAAACGGUUGAAUUUAGAAAAAAAUGUUAAAAAAGACUUUUUGCUCUACAUGGUACCUUCUACCCAUACCUUUAAGGAACGCACUAUUUUCGAGGACACCCAUAUGUUACGGGUAAAGUUAAAUUAACGGGUAAGCCUAGGGUUGUCCGGAAAAAGUGAGAAGUACGCGUGAGGUAUCGGUAAUAUCCGAUAGUAAGUCCAAAAUCUAAUUAAAAUAAAUCAAAUUUCGGGCUUCACUCGGGUAAAACACAUUCGACUUGCUGCCACUUGGUUAAAUGCUUAAUUGGGUAUACUAGUAAUGACGAGGCCGUAACUGUUUGAAAGAUAUUUUAAUUAAAUUCAAGAAAAAACGCCUUUUAUAAAAGUAAGGAAAGUAAAAGGAUAAAUACUGCAGAAUUAAAAAUUAUAUUGUUAAAACAAGACAAGCUGAUGUGGCAUUUGGAGUUACAAAUAUUUCCAGCAGCUUUAUAUUUGCAUUUAUUUUACCAAUACCUCGCGGGUACUUCACACUUUACCCUGGUAAUCCUAGGUUUACCCGUAACAUAUACACCACAAACCAUACAUACUCUAGACUGUCCACGGCCAUGUUAAUCUUUCGGAUCGAAUUAACGUCAUCUCUUGAUUGUAAUGGGAACUAAAUUGACAAAAUUAUAGUUACGUGGGUAUUUCAAACUAUAAGUUUUGCGGUACUUUUGACGAAAUUUCUCAGGAAAUUAAAACAACAUAACGACAAUUCAAUGUUUUAUUCAAUAAUUAUACUAUAACUUAAAAUUACCUUAAAAGUUCCAUCUACAGUGGAACCUCGAUUAUCCGUCAUGGCACCGGACCAAGGGCAUGACAGAUAAUCGAAAAGACGGUUAACAGAACAUUAAAAAAAAUAAAAAUUCAUAGUAUUAUGGUGACACACAGAUAUUGACUAAUAAUAAUUAUUAUUGUGCUGUGCGUUCUUAUUUUCGGCUUUCGAUUCUAAAAAUAGAACUCUAAAAGCACGGUAUCAUUUAUCAUUACAUAUAUGUAUUUAAAUUGAAAUUUAAUCCAGAGCCCUGAAUAAGAACAAAAAUUUUACAUAAAAAAAUGCGGAGGUGGCAUAACUGCACGUGUACAUUUCAACGAAUUUCUUUUGGCUUAUCGCAAUGCUCAAACAAAAUGAAUUGAUGACUAAAUUUUUACUUAUGUAUACAAUAUAACUUAUGUAUGGACCCUGACGGUUAACAGAGGUGACAGUUAAUAGAGAGACGGAUAAUCGAGGUUCCACUGUACAUAAAAAAUACUAAAACUCUUGUCUAAAAGUUUGGACUAAAGAUAUGGUAGUAGGUAAUCGGGGCUGAAAUACCAAUAUAAACAAAAAUCAUAUAAUAGUUUUACUGAAAACUUCAAAAAUAUUCCAAUUUGUUUGGAUUCUAUUUGUUCCAAAUGCUAAACAUGUGUCAUGUGAAAGCACUGUUUUUGUAAUCAAUCAUGUUUAAUAUUUAAUUGAAUGAAAAUCUUUGAAGGAAUGAUUGUUUAAAUAAAUACCUUAUAAUGUUUACAAAGUCCCGAAAAAUAUAUAAGCCCGAAAUGUUGAUGACACACUCGUCUAUUGGAAUAAACUGUUUCAGGAUCCAUUAUGUUGUUUUUUAAAUGUGGAGAAACACAGCACGGGAUGAUCCAACUCUUAGUGUAAACUAAAAAUCCUACUCAUAAAAACGGAGAGGAGGUUAAUAAAAUUGAUUAAAUCUGAUUAAAAACGUAACAGCACUAUAAUAAUUAAACCACAAAUUGUAAAGUAAAAAGUAAAUACAAAAGUAACGUUGAAAAUAACCCAUUCAUUUAAUUGUCAACUGGCAAUUGUUAAAUGUGACAAGAAAAUUGACUGAAGGCGACAUCUCUGGAUUGGACCUAACUAAUUUGCUUUCUUGACCUUGACCAUUUACGUGAAAGGUCUUAAGUAUGUAUGGUUUAUAAUAUACACAGCCCGCUAAAUUUGUUGAUUGGUUCUGGAGUUUAGUUGAAUAGCAUCAUUAGCAAGGUAUCUGUGAACUUUUUUUAUUCGCAUACAUAGGUAUCUUGGAAUCGUCCAUGGCCUAUUCUGUAAAUUUAGCGUCUUUUGUCUGUCCAUUCCACCGAACGCAUGUUUUCUGAAUAUUUCAACUAAGUUCUAGUCAUGAAAUAAUAAAUUUUUGUAUAACUGAACCGAAACUACAUGUUUUUAUGCUUUAGUGAGUGAUAAUUUCAAAUGGCGAAUUGGUGUCAUUUUAUAAAAGCUCUUGUAUCAGUCGGAAUAUUUCUAGAUUUUUAUGUCUUUUGUUCAGCUUUUGUUUCUGUACCUUUCUUAAAGGUCGCCUUUUUGGCCACAACACGACAGAGUCGCUGAAAAAACCAGAAACCUAAUAAUUGACACAAAUACAUUCAAAUAAAUGAUCCUCAAAUAAUGUCAUAAUAUGAUCUCAUUUAAAAUAAUUUCACAGAAUGGCGCCCGUUCUCCAUUUUCAGUGAUUAUAUCUUGUAGAUAACGUUUUAAGAGUUCUGUGACUAUAAUUUUUUUAGAGUAUUUUUUCUAAUAUGCGAUCUUCUGGAAUGACUACAAGUGUCCAUAUUUAUGUGGAAGUUAAUUUGCCUCAUUUUCGGUUCUUCUACAACUUCACAACCUUCUGUUUUGUGGUACAUAUAUUAUUUCGUCCCAUGAUUCUUAUUUUCUCUCUUCAACUUCUCGUCUUCACUUUUUCUAUAUUGUCCUGUUGUUUCCCUAAUUGUUGCAAACCAAUUUCUUUAACUAUGAUAUUCGUCUUUGGUCUGACAAACUAUAAACUCUGUUCUCAACCACACUCUGGGUAUUUUGCUACUGUUAUACAGUUAUGAGCAGCUAAUAACCGGCAGAAUAGCUCAAAAGAUAGAAAAUAUAAUACAUUGCGAAACAAAAAGAGAUGAAACUAGUGGAGGUGGAAAUUAUCGUUAUAAACGUAUUAAUUAACAUUACAUUACAUAGUUUCCCACCUUUAGACGUCUGUUACAGAACUAUUUUAUAAAAUUCUACUGUUACAGUGAUAGUUGUCAUACUCAUCUGAUACGUCUAAAGGUAUACGUUUAUAACGAUAAUUUCCACCUCCACUAGUUUCAUCUCUUUUUGUUUCGUAAUGUAUUAUGUUUCCAUCUUUUGAGCUAUUUUGCAGGUUAUUAGCACGCCCAUCACUGUAUAUCUCAUUGAAUAUAUUAAUUUUUUGGGCAAAACUUCAUCUAAGAGUUUAAUGAUGUGUUAUAGUUUCUCCGUUUUUAAGGGACAGUAUUUGUGCCUUAACUUCUUGUUUAAAAGAAUCUUUUGGCGUUCUAUGGUAUUCAUUGUUCUGCUUAAGUCUAAACAAUUAAUUGUUUCGUGUAGGUAAUUUUUUCAGGUUAAUUGUAUUCGCUCGAUUACUACAAUUAUUUCUCCUUAUUAAUUUUCCACUUUUGCUAAUCAUUCCUUUUUGAAUUACACAUUCUUAUUGUUGAGCUUCUUUUUACACCAAAUGUGUCGUGUUUUGUUUGUGAUAUUUCAUUCUCUAUGCAUUUGUCUGUGAGCUUUUGUCCUUUGGUUUUUUUAUUUGUCUUCUAAUUUGAUUACUAUUGUUGCAGUAUUUCUUUCUUACAGUUUUCGUGGUUUUGACUAUUCGAUAUAUUUUUUCUACAACUCCUACAAGUUUUUCUACAAGUUUUUUAGCUAUUUUUGUAUAUUUGAUUUAUUAUUAUGUAAUUGAAUUGUUUUAGAAAGAUUUUACCAUAUUUUGUGUAUUAUCCGAGUAUGUAUAUAAUUUUUUUUUAUAAAUGUGUAUUAUAAGCAAAUAAUUGUCUCCUGCAAAUUUAGAGUUUUUUCGAAAAUAAAACUUCGAACUUUUUAACUAGAUGUCGCUACAGGGUCCGUGUCGAAUUAUUUGUUUUAAUUCGGCAUUGGGAGACAAAAUUAUUUCUCUUUACUCUUUUUGUUCAGAGCAGACCAUAGUCUCUCCGAUGAUCUCUAAAGAAAGUGAAACAUACGUAAGAGGAUGAUGGUCCUCUAUGAAGGAAUUGAAAGAUAAAAUGUCUCUCAUUUUCAUUUUACAGAGUUUCUACCUGUUGUCGAAUCUUUUACCCAAAGUUGGUGACUGGCAAAUGUAGGACUAUUUAUCCCGGAAUUAUUCGAAAACCAGGUCAAAAUUACUUACCUUUCAAGACAAUGUGAGUCAUAUCUAUAGUGGCUUCUGCUUGAAAGAUCUGAUAUGUCAGAUCCAGGUGAUUUAGUGUUUUUCUAUUCAGUUGCCACUUUUUAUAAUCAUUAUAAUAAUUUUUAAACCCAAAAUAUUCAUUACAUUAUCAUAUAUUAUAUAUAUUAUUAUUUUGUAUAAUUAGAUAAUUUUUUCAUUAUCGUUCUAAUUUAAAUGGGUACAAUGACAAUAACAGUAUUAGAAAAUGAUUUCUCCAGAAGAAGCAAUUUUGUAAAAGAUUAAAAUUUUUAUUUCUUAACUAAGAAAUUUGGACAAAUAUUUUUGUAUUUUAUAAUUAAUCGUACUGAUUUUCGAAAGUUUAGAUUUACUGUAUUAUCUCUUUUAUUUUCAUUUUAGAUGAAAAAGUCACGGUAGAAAAGACGCAAAGAUAUUUGGUUGUUGAUCUAAGUGGCUUUUCGUCUCAUCUACGUGAAAGAGUGGACUCUGUGUGGAAUUUUUGUCAUUUUUUCUUUGUGUACAUUUAUUUGUUAUAAUUACACAAAAGAUUCUAGAUUUUUUACGAUUAGUGGUAUAAAUAAGCAUUAUAGACCAAAGUGCCUAUUUAUUUGGUCUCGAUAUUUUACACAAAUCUUGUAAACGUUUUUAUAUAUUGUAAUUUAUUAUUUAAAUAUGGUUUAGAUGCAUGGUUUCAAUUCUGUCGACGAGUUUCGUUCACCAUUAACCGAACAACUGUGUUUUUUACGCUUAAAACUAGGCCUUCAUCAGGAAUAAUCUGCGUCUAUACUGCAGUGGAGGUCUAGUCUAACUUUUCAGUAAUUUCCAAAGGAAUAUAAACGAAAGGUACAAAUCUACACGGUAUGUUUUGUAAAUUUUUGUUCCUCAGAGAUGGAGAGUUAGGAAAAACCUAUAAAAAUAUCAUAUUUUGUUUUUUCCUAUUAUCGAAGAUAAUCUUGUUGUAAAAUGUGAAGGUGUAUUUUACAAUUAAACAUUGAAAACUUUUGUCCUCAAUUCUUCCACAAAAUUUGUUAGUUAAUGUCAAUACAGCUGUUUCGGUAGAGUAUCUUUCUCAAGUGAUGUAUUUUAUAGGUUGUGUACACUUUAUAGGUUGAGGAGAGGAGAGCUGUUUGACUCAAAUUGGUCAUUCACAAUUAUAUUUGUAUCUUUUAAUUUAUUAAUUUCCAUAGAUUCUAAUAAAAAUAGCUUAACCAUGUAAGACUCGCACCUUAAAAUCAUUGAAAUAAAAUUCUAAAAAUUCGUGUGAGUGUUUUUUAAGCGACUAUGAACGCAUCAGUGGGGUUGGUAUAUGCAAUUUUUGUAUCAAAAGUGGAGUUUGAAAAUGUAAGUAACAUUGUACAUUAGGGGUAUAAUGAGAACGUUGCUCCCAAGCAACUAAGAGUGUGAGGUUAAAAUUUUUGUAACGUGCAAACGAAGGAUCACCACUAACAAAAGUAAUUUUUUAGGGCUUACAAUAUGUAAGAAAAACUACAGAAAUAAACAAACUUGUACUUUAAUAUUUACAAAGUUACAAGAAAAAACAAAGAUAAAAAUUUAUGGAAAGUUAUGAAAAUUAAAAAAACAAUUCUUGGCCGGUGUAAACCAUAGUCUCAUGUCACAUUUUUGACGCAGAAUUGUCGUUAGCCAUUCUUAAAAAUCGGCAUCUUUUGGUUCAUAGAUAAGCCAGAGUAAUACGUUGUCUUUCCUAGUGAUAUCAUGUGGUCGACUUUUCGUAGGAGUUACAAUUUUUUCGACCGCCUCGUUCAGUGAAGGCCGCCCUUCUUUUUUAUAUUACCUGUUUGGUAAAAAGAUUCAUCUAUGCCCAUUUAAAAAUCUUUUUUGGUAUCAUAUUUAUAAGGUAUUUUCAUUUUCUUCGGUUGUGGCUCUUCCAAAGCUAUUUCUUCUUGCUCAAUAUCAGAUUUUCUAUUACCAACUACAUACAGUCGGAAAAAUUAAAGAAUUUUCUCUUUUUCUAGUCUUUUAGUAAAGAAGUCUUUUUCUAUAAAUAACAAACGUUUAUUAUAGAAAAAGACAGCAAAUACAAAAUAAUUGACUGAUGUGAUCGUUCGUGGGUAUUCUUUCAUUUUUCCGACUGUAUAUUUAGUUCUAUCUAUUUGCGUUUCAUAAUAUUUAUCUCCCUAAUCGGCAACUAAACACUUAUCAAAAUGCUUACUUUCGAUGUCCUCAUCAUCGGAUAUGCUUUCUGUAUCUGAUACAUCUGUACUAACAGGAACUACGUAACUCGUUUUUUACAUAACACGUAAGAGGAGGAAUAUCCAUAUUUCUGAAAAGAAAAUUGAUGUUUUUACCAUUACCACUCCGCCUCGACGUUGAUUCUAAGCAACAUACUUUUUAGGUGCAAUUUUUGCUAAGACUUCUCAAAAUAGAAAGUAACUGUAUCUUCUAGAUUGUAAAUAGACCUUUCCGAAAUCUAUUCGUAAAAUAUUACAGCAAAAUACAUGUUUUUACUUACCGAUUUGUUUAUAUUUAACUAUCAACGUCGGCGUUACAACAUUGCUGUUGAAAUUUCACACUCGAAAUUAUGUUUACUAAGUUAAAAUAUUUUAACAGGUGGCGCACAUGGCGAAAUCAUAGACGAACGGUUGUCGCUUGCAUACCACACUGUCCUACUGUGAUAAAAUUCGACGUAUAUGGAAAUUUAACAGUUUGAAGUGAACGUUGCUUGAGAGCAACAAGCGCGCUUAAGGCCUUUAUUUUGAAUAUUGGGAAUUUGAAACUGGCCAUUAAAAGAAUGAUUAUGAUCUAGAAGGUGAAGAGCUUACAUAGAAUCUGUUUUUUUUUAUUAUUUAAAACCAUUUUGUGUUCUGCUGUAUGUUUGUUAAAGGUUCUGCCAGUUUGACCGUUGAACGUUUUUAUAAGUGGAUACAAACUUAUAUGUGGUGACGGUCCAAAAACUUACAUCGGCCAAACUGACACAACCUUUAACAAACGUAUAGCAGAACACAAAAGGGCUUUCAAUGAAGAAUAGAAAAACAGGUUCUACGUACGCACUUCAUCUUCUAAAUCAUAAUGAUUCUUUUAUUGACCAGUUUCACAUUCUCCAUAUUCAAAAUAAAGGCCUCAAGCUAUCUUUAUUAGAAUCUAAGUAAAUUAAUAAAUUAAGAAAUACAGAUAUAGUUCUGAAUUACCAAUUUGAAACAAAGAGCUCUCCCCUCUUCAACAUAUUCAGUUAAAGACUAUAAAGUGUAGACACAUAGUACAAAUGCAUCACUUGAGAAAUGCACUCUGCCGAAACUGCUGCGGUAUCUUUAAUUUGUAAUACAUUUUGUGGAAGUAUUGGAAACAAAAGUAUUUUGUGUUUUAUUAUUAGGUAAAAUGAACUUCCAUCAAGUAACAGUCGCAUCCAUCACCUGUUUAGUUUUCAUUAAAGUAUUUAGUCUGAAUUAGGAGCUUUUUUGUUUUCCAGUAAAUAAAACUUCACUAAUACUUAACUUAAUACCUACAAAUUAGAAACCUGUAGUAUCGCAUUUAAUAAUUCUCAGUUUUUGACAUAUCGUGUUUAUGUAUGACGUGUAGGUACCAAACAACGGUUAUACUCUUUAAAAAUGACUGGCCAUUGUAUAUUCAAUGCUAUAUUUUUACAGUUUUCGAAUUAGGGGUGAACGGAGAAAGUCCCGUGUUGAGAUAGUUCCCUUAAAAUAGAACUUCAUCACAGUUUCUAUGCAAAACCCAUUUUGUUUAUGUACUAAGUGUAAUCGAAAAGGUUUUUCAAAAACUAUAUAAUAUAGCAACCAUGUAAUCGGUAUUGAUUUAUAUUCAAUGAACAAUACUUUACCAUGUUCUUUGUACAAAGUUAUCAAUUUAUAAUCAAUAAAUAAAUAUCUCCGUUGUCAGAAGAUAUUUAGAGUCGUAUAAGAAAAUGAGCUGUAAGUUAUGUCUAUGUAAUUUGCAUCUAUAUAACACAUUUUUCUACCAUCUCUCCCGAUAACAGAGAAACUAAAUUUACCAUCCUGUAUUUCAGUAUUUUUAGUAAUUGUUUACUGUAUUUUUAAACAAAAAAAUAUAAUUUGCAAGUGAAAUAUCAACAAUUACUUGUGAAUCAAUUUGUAAAUAUAUUUUUUUAAAUAUUCGUUAACAACUUGCAGAAAUAUAAUGCUUUCUGAUUACAGUGUUGUUAAAUAUUAACAAUGGGAAUAAAAAUGUUUUUGAAAAACUGCACGAAAUCAUAAAUUUUGAAAUAUUUUUGAUUACACUCUAUUAUAUAUUUAUAUCUACAAAAAACCAAAUUUAUUUUACUUGUUAUUUUUAAAUAACAAAUUUGUUUAUAUUCAUAUCAGGUUUUUGCUAAAUAUAUUUCCAAGUCAAUCAAAAUAA